Molecule: messenger RNA, 2889 nt
Organism: Aureobasidium melanogenum CBS 110374
Lineage: Eukaryota; Fungi; Ascomycota; Dothideomycetes; Dothideales; Saccotheciaceae
Exons: 2
Coding region: 1-2889 (962 amino acids)
Source: RefSeq, a predicted model, not a curated record
AUGACGACCACAGAACCAGUGCCCCAACUUCACGUGGAUGAUGUGUGCACGUCAAACAGCAGCAACCAAUUAGCCGUGGGCUAUGUUGACAGAACGCACGCCGAAGUGGAGAGUCAUACGCCAUAUCCGCUGAACACCUACGGCAAGGUUCAUCGCCACGAAGCUGUCCCACGUCAACUGUAUAAAGAAUUUUUGCGGGAUGGCGUUCCUCCGCAAGGCUUUGUAUUGGUACAGUGGCAGACUGAGAAUAAGGCUGAACUCGUGCCAUGCAUUGAUCUUGUUCUGUUAGAUCGUUCGUUCAUGUCUGGAGACCUUGUGCGCAAGGGCAAUCGAUCAGGCACUGUUGUCAGCACAAGAACGCAGUGUACGCUUCUCUCCAUGUGCGACGUCAGGGAGACCAAGAAACCCGCUCUUGAAUUGGUCAACGAUGGCAAACUGCUCUAUGACAUACCUGCUUCCGAACUGAAGCUAGUGCAGACUUUCAAUGAAGGCGACAUCAUCAUCUACAAGAACUGGAUCGGCCGCAUAAAGGAAUGUUUUGACGAAGUCACUGUUCGAUUGACCGACAAUGGCGUUGUGAGUAUUGCAGAUGAGGGCAAGCUCGAACCUAUGAGUGGUGAUCCUGAGGAGAGAUUCGCUGUUGGAUCACUGAUCCGGACGAAGAAAGGCGUGCUCAGGACGGGCAGAUGGAUUUUCGGAGAGUAUUCGCCAAACACACCACCCAUCGGUGUUGUGGUUGAUGUUCGCACCAAGGAGUGCCAAGUUGACUGGUUACAUCCUCGAAUGGAGAGGGCCAGUGAAUUUCCGAUCUGGAGUAGUGCUCCUGAAGGUAUUCUUGGACCCGACGAACUAGAGAGCAACGACGUUCGCCUGUACGACAUCUCAAACAUGCCCAAGGAACAGAGCUCAACUAGAUCGCGUUCGGAUCCUGAGCUGCAGGGUGGACUUCGCGUAAGAUUCAAAGAUCUCCCUGCAGCCUGUGCUAAAUACGAUGGAUCAAGUUCUCAUGGAAAGCUCGAGAAGCUGGACAGACAACAAAGUCUUGGAUACGACCUGAACGUUUUCACUAUCACCAGUACCACUACAGAAGCCGAUGUUCUCUGGAGCGACCACUUGACUGUAGAGACAGUUCGCACAACUUCAAUCAUCCCAGAUCCCUCGAUCGAUGACGAAGAUGCAGUGUUCCCUGGCGAGAUCGUGUGUACGAAUGAGACGAGAGACCCUCCUCCAGAGGCAUUGACCUCUUGGGCUACGACGCCGCAACGUGUUGGAGUUGCUGAUCGGGUUAACAUCAAGGAUCGAGUGGCUCAUGUCACAUGGUUCAAGGACUCUACACUUUCAUUCUGUGAUAAGAGUUUGGAUUUGCUCGUUCCAAACACAAAACUUGGUACUCUCGGAAAGGAACAAGAGGAAAUGAGCUUUUAUGACAUUCGGGCACCAAAAAGCGUCAACCGCAACAGAGGAGACUACGUUCUGCUGCUACAUACGCCGAACCUGCCACACACUGAGCCCGGCAGCAUCAACUGGUUUGGUGAGGUUGUGGAUUUGGGUAGGAAUGGAAAGUGCACGGUCAGACUAGGAGCAGCUGAGCCAGCGCAGGAAGUUGAGUGUGAUAUCACAGACACAGCGCCUGCUAUGAACCUGGAUGUAGACGAUAAUCCUUUCACAGAACAUAUCCACGAAGACGGCGACUUUCUCAGCGAUGCAAGUGAAGACGUCGACUUUGACAUGGAAGAGUUCUCGGGAUCUUCGGAAUCAGAAGAGGAUGUCUGGUUCGAAGAUGGCCAAGAUGUUCCGAUUGACGACGCCGAUGACUCUUGGAGCACAGAAGAUGAAGAUAACGAUAUGUCAGACGCAAUGGAAACACAAGACGAUACGCCAGUAACAAAUCCCGCACCCCCAGAAGCGCCCACUAUCCAUACACAACAGCCAACUCAAAAUGACAGUGUUGAUGGCGUAGAUCAACCGAUGGCUAACGCGGCUGUGGAAGAGCUGCACCUAUCAUCGCUGCCGAAUGCGCCUGCAGCUUACGAGAUCCUCGAAUCUGAGGUGCCUUCGGGCCACCACUAUCUACUGCAAAGGGGUCCAACAUCGGCAAACCACAUGAAGAGCGUGUCAAAAGAGCACAAAAUUCUCAGCGCACCUGGCGCACUUCCAGAAGGUGUCUAUGUGCGAACAUGGGAGUCCAGAAUGGAUCUUAUCAGAGUUUUGUUCGUUGGUCCUCUUGGCACACCCUACGAGUACGCGCCAUUCAUGAUUGAUCUGCAUCUACCAUCCCAGUACCCAUACGAGCCUCCAAAGGCCUUCUUCCACAGCUGGACGGCGGAAGGCGCUGGCAUGAGUGGACGAGUCAACCCGAAUCUGUAUGAAGAAGGAAAGAUUUGUCUCUCGCUACUAGGAACAUGGCAAGGCGAUGAAGCACGAAAUGAAGCAUGGACACCACAUCAAAGUACUGUGCUGCAAGUGCUGGUCAGCAUUCUUGGACUGGUCCUUGUCAGAGAGCCCUACUACAACGAAGCAGGAUUCGAGCCACUUCAAGGACUUUCAUCUAUCAACCAAAACAGCGUGGCUUACACCGAACGCACUUACCUCCGUGCAAGGGCUUUCCUGAUCUCACCAGUCAGUCGAUUGGGACGUGGCGAAGUAGCAGGCUUGGAAGGGUUCGAGAGUGUAUUACGAUGGCUGUAUACCGAUGCUGAUGGUGCGAAGUUGUUGCCAAAAGCUAUCAGCGCAGCACAUACGAUACUGAGAAACAGCGAGGAGGGUGCGAGUGUAGACGCUCGCGAUGGACUUAAUGUGGUCAGCAGAGGAGCAGCUCUGCCCUUGAAAAGAGUUGUAGCACGCCUGGAGCAGCUAGAUCAGGAAGUAGCAUCACAGGCUAAGGCUUAA